AUGCCCUCUCGUCCGCUCAAACUCUCCGACAAGGCGGCCCUCCCGUUCAAAACCGCCAACAAGCAGCGUCGACAGGAUCUCCAUCUCAAACAAAAGCGGGCAAGAGAUGCGCUGAAACGAGCAGAGCGAUUCAGUCGCAAGAAACAAGAGGAGAAGAACCCCAAGUUAAAGGCAGAACGGCUACGGAAGAAUGUCCCUGCCACACUCGAUAAGAAGCGAGUCUACGAUGAAGUCGACAUGGAACCCGAAGAUGGGGGUUUGGGAAUGGUCUACGAUGUGGAGAGGCUGAAGAGGCGGAAAUUGGCCGAAGAGCAAGAUCUACUUGAAAACGAGGUGGACGAAGAACAAGGGGACGGUAGCGAAGAGGAGGACGAUGACAACGAUUCAAUGCUCGACUCCGACUCCGGUUCGCCAGACGAGGACGGGUCACAGUCUGACAUCGAAGCCUUGAGCGAUGAAGACGCCGACCCGCUGCCCUCCAAAGCACAAUUGAAAUCCGCCAGGUCACGCACGUUACACAACCAAGACCAAGAAGGAGGCCAACCACCACACAGAGCGACAUCACCCACCCGAUCCACCACCUCAACCAACCUGUCCCUCGCUCCAGCAGCUCUAGCUGCCAAAUUCCCGACUCUCUUCCCCUCACAAGACGAAAACGACGAAACAUCCACACCACCCGAACCCAAAAUCCUCAUCACCACCUCCAUCAACUCCACCCUGCACAAAGAAGCCGCCAUCCUGACCUCCCUAUUCCCCCACUCGAAAUACAUCCGGCGCUCGUCCCACCGGUACGGCUACAAGUUCAGCGUGCGUGAGAUUUCCCAGUUCGCAUCCAAACACGGAUACACGGCGGUGGUGGUUUUGGAAGAAGACCAAAAGACCCCCUCGGGCAUGACGAUCGUGCACCUCCCGAUCGGCCCAACCUUCCACUUCACCAUCUCGAACUGGUACACGAGCAAAUCCAUCCCGGGCCACGGACGCGCGACGAAACACAUCCCAGAACUGAUCCUCAACAACUUCACGACGCCGCUCGGCCUGCUGACGGCGCAUCUCUUCCGGUCGCUGUUCCCGGCCACGCCAGACCUACAGGGCCGCCAGGUGCUCACGCUGCACAACCAGCGCGACUACAUAUUCCUGCGACGCCACCGCUACGUGUUCCGCGAGAAGCGCGAGUCCGAGAAGGCCGUCGUCGGCGCCGACGGCAAGGAGAUCGAGGGCGCCGUCAAAGGCAUCCGCGCGGGUUUGCAGGAGUUGGGGCCCCGGUUGACGUUGAAGUUGAGACGCGUCGACAAGGGCAUCCAGCGCCGCAGUGGGCAGGAUUGGGAGUGGAAGAGUCGCAUGGAGAAGGUCCGGACCAAGUUCCAGCUGUAG
Molecule: messenger RNA, 1371 nt
Organism: Exophiala bonariae
Lineage: Eukaryota; Fungi; Ascomycota; Eurotiomycetes; Chaetothyriales; Herpotrichiellaceae
Exons: 1
Coding region: 1-1371 (456 amino acids)
Biological process (GO): maturation of 5.8S rRNA; maturation of LSU-rRNA
Cellular component (GO): nucleolus; preribosome, large subunit precursor
Molecular function (GO): rRNA primary transcript binding
Source: RefSeq, a predicted model, not a curated record